Colletotrichum truncatum is the source of this 678-nucleotide messenger RNA. RefSeq names its product n-acetyltransferase complex ard1 subunit. Lineage: Eukaryota; Fungi; Ascomycota; Sordariomycetes; Glomerellales; Glomerellaceae. Gene Ontology annotation, molecular function: protein N-terminal-serine acetyltransferase activity; protein-N-terminal-glutamate acetyltransferase activity. Gene Ontology annotation, cellular component: NatA complex. Gene Ontology annotation, biological process: N-terminal protein amino acid acetylation. The record is from RefSeq and is a predicted model, not a curated record.
AUGGAUAUCCGUCUGCUCAAGUCCUCCGACCUCCCCCUCAUACAGCACGCCAACCUCGAGAACCUGCCCGAGAACUACUUCCUUAAAUACUACCUCUACCAUGCCCUCUCGUGGCCCCAGCUCAGCUAUGUCGCCGUCGAUGUCUCCCGCCCCAAGCGUACUCCCUACGACUACCCCAAGAUCGUCGGCUACGUUCUGGCCAAGAUGGAGGAAGAGCCCACCGACGGCGUGCAGCACGGCCACAUCACCAGUCUCAGUGUCAUGCGUACCCACCGUCGUCUGGGUAUUGCCGAGAAGCUGAUGCGUCAAAGUCAACUCGCCAUGGUCGAAACAUUCGGUGCCCAGUAUGUCUCCCUUCACGUUCGUGUCUCCAACCAGGCCGCCAUUCACCUCUACCGCGAUACCCUGGGUUUCAAGACAGAGAAGGUUGAGAACAAGUACUACGCCGACGGCGAGGACGCCUACUGUAUGAAGUUGGACCUCAGCUACAUUCGCGAGCAGAUCCAAGACGAGCGCAAUCGCGAGGAGGAAAAUGCGGAAGCUGCUGACGAGGGCGAUGCCGUCGGUGAUGUCGGCCGUGACCCUAACGCUGCUACGGAGAAGAAGCGCAAGGUCAAGGUCGGCCGUGGCUUGGGCGUCGGCGAGCUGGUUGAAAAGAACGAAAGCAGCAAGAACUAG